Messenger RNA from Onthophagus taurus, 903 nucleotides. RefSeq lists its product as uncharacterized. Lineage: Eukaryota; Metazoa; Arthropoda; Insecta; Coleoptera; Scarabaeidae. Gene Ontology annotation, molecular function: serine-type endopeptidase activity. The record is from RefSeq and is a predicted model, not a curated record. Gene Ontology annotation, biological process: proteolysis.
AAUGUCAAAGAAAUAUGAUUUUCUCGUUAUUUUUAUACUAGCAAUAUUUCAAUAUUUAAUGUUAUCGAAUACCUUACAAAAUUUCGAUAUGGAUGUGGAUUCUGAAUGCGGAUACGGCAUAAAACUUGGUCACAUUGUACUUGUAGUGAUAAAAAACGUAAAUAAAAACACCGAUGUUUGUACUGGAGCGAUAGUGACUUCCACGAUUAUUGCAACAUCCGGGGGAUGUUGUCAUUCAGCUCGUUCGAUUUCCAUCAAAGCUUUUUACAAUUACACCAUUAAAAAAUGGAUGCAAACUCGAACUGUCUUCAGUACCAGUGUUUUAGCGCGUCAGGAUAAUACUCUUCCAAUGGAUUAUCUCUGCAUUAUGAAACUUGAAACCGAAUUGGAUCUAAACAAGAGAACUAAUAAGAUCGAAUUUUAUAAUGAUUCCCUGACCCAAGAUCACGUCGUUGAUAUUAUAGCGAUUUUGUACUUGAAAGAGCAAGAUAAAUACAAAGUUGUGUGCCAUGUAGCUGAAAUUGAAAGAAAUCAAUCUUGUAGCGAAUAUUAUCGAGAAAACUUUGAUAAUUCCAGUUGGCACCCCUGUUUUACAAAUGCAUUUCUUAAGACGCAAUCAUGUUUGGGUGUUGAUGGUGCCGUAAUUCAAUAUGAUAAUAAAAUGAUUGGACUAUUAAAACAUUUUUUGGAAAAUUGUUCAACCGCUAAGUACGGAUUCAUACAUAUGUUUAGUGCAAACGCUGAAUUUAUAAAAAUGAUUAUUACCGAAGGUAAAUAUAAACGCCACCAUUAAAAAGAAUUAAUAAACAAUUUUGAAAACAAACAUGGAAUUAUCUUUUCUUUAGUGGCGGAGUUAAUCACAUUUUAUUGAAAUAAGUACUAAAAAUUAAAUACGGUAAACCC